This is a messenger RNA of Melospiza georgiana, 744 nucleotides long. RefSeq names its product paired related homeobox 2 (gene PRRX2). The transcript is spliced from 4 exons. Bases 1 to 744 code for a protein of 247 amino acids. The record is from RefSeq and is a predicted model, not a curated record. Gene Ontology annotation, biological process: regulation of DNA-templated transcription. NCBI's taxonomy places the organism in Eukaryota, Metazoa, Chordata, Aves, Passeriformes, Passerellidae. Gene Ontology annotation, molecular function: DNA binding; DNA-binding transcription factor activity, RNA polymerase II-specific.
AUGGACUCGGCGCCAGCCUUUGCCAUGGACAAGCCGUUCGCCCCCGGCGCCGUGCGCGGCCCGGAGCCGCCCGAAAACGCUCAGAGCCGGAAAAACUUCAGCGUGAGCCACCUCCUGGACCUGGAGGAGGUGGCGGCCGGUAUGAACGGGACCCCCGCGGCCGGUCCCCCGCCCGCCGGUGGCGCCAAGGCCAUCCCGGAGCCGUCGGGAGGCAGCAGCGGCAGCGAGGCAGCGCCCCAGGACGGUGAGAGCCUGAGCCCAAGCUGCGGGGCAGCCAAGAGGAAGAAGAAGCAGAGGAGGAACCGCACCACCUUCAACAGCAGCCAGCUGCAGGCUCUGGAGAGGGUCUUUGAGAGGACGCACUACCCCGACGCCUUCGUGAGGGAGGAGCUGGCCAGAAGGGUCAACCUCAGCGAGGCCAGAGUCCAGGUGUGGUUUCAGAACCGGAGGGCCAAGUUCCGCCGUAACGAGAGGGCGAUGCUGGCCAACAGAUCGGCAUCCCUGCUCAAAUCCUACAGCCAGGAGGCAGCCAUCGAGCAGCCCAUGGCACCACGACCCACUGCACUGACCCCUGAGUAUCUCUCGUGGACCAGCACCUCCCCGUACAGCACUGUGCCCUCCUACAGCUCCAGCGGGACCGCAACGCCCGCCCAGGGGGUGAACAUGGCCAACAGCAUCGCCAGCCUGCGCCUCAAGGCCAAGGAGUUCAGCCUCCACCAGAACCAGGUGCCCACCGUGAACUGA